Molecule: messenger RNA, 1448 nt
Organism: Rhea pennata
Lineage: Eukaryota; Metazoa; Chordata; Aves; Rheiformes; Rheidae
Product: snRNA-activating protein complex subunit 2-like
Exons: 5
Coding region: 41-1312 (423 amino acids)
Biological process (GO): snRNA transcription
Cellular component (GO): nuclear body
Molecular function (GO): RNA polymerase II general transcription initiation factor activity
Source: RefSeq, a predicted model, not a curated record
GCCCGGCCGGUGCGGAGGGCGCCCGGUGCCGGCGGCCGCCAUGAAGCCGCCGCUGCGGACCCGCCUGGCCCCGGCGCGUUACGUGACGGGUCCCGGGGCGGCGGCGCCGGAGCCGCCGCGGGCCGCCUGGUCGGCGCGGGAGAAGCGAGCGCUGCUCGGCGCCCUGCGGGCUCAGGCCGCGCUCGGCGCCGCCGAGUUGGACCCGCGGCGGCUGCGGGAGCGGCUGCCCCGGCGGAGCGAGGCCGAGAUCCUGGCCUUCGUUUCGCACCUGAAGGGCCGGGUGGCACGCGAGGCCGUGUGCACCGAGUACCGCCAGUGCCUGGAGGAGCAGCGCCGCCGGCGCGCCGAGGUCCCGGCCCCCAUCGAGGUGUGGACGGACCUCGCCGAGAAGCUCUCGGAGCAGCUGGAGGAGGCCACGGCGGCGGCGUUCUCGCAGGUGCUCACGGUCGCGGGCACGGAGCCGCUGAGCCUGCUCCGGUCGGUGCGGCCGCCGGAGCGCCGCGACGCCUCCGGAGCCGGGGCCCCGGAUUUCGCCGUCGACUUCGAGAAGGUCUACGGCUACCUGGCGCUGGUGGCGCGGGGCGGGCGGGCCCCCCCGCCGCCCCCCCCCGGCGAGGCGGCGGUGCUGCUGGCCCUGCUGGCCUCGCUGCCGCCCGAGCUGGCCGCCCUGGACCGCGCCGGCCUCGGCGGCCACCUCCGCCGCGCCUACGGCGACCUGGCCGCCCCACGGCCGCCCCCCGGCGAGCCCCACGGCGGGCCCCACGGCGGGCCCCACGGCGAGCAGCAUGGCGGACCCACGGCGGGCUCCACAACGGGCCCCACGGCGAGCACCAUGGCGGGCCCCACGGCGGGCUCCACAACGGGCCCCACGGCGAGCCCCACGGCGGGCCCCAUGGCGAGCACCAUGGCGGGACCCACGGCGGGCUCCACAACGGGCCCCACGGCGGGCCCCAUGGCGAGCACCAUGGCGGGCCCCACGGCGGGCUCCACAACGGGCCCCACGGCGAGCACCACAGCGAGCCCCACGGCAGGCCCCACGGUGGGCUCCACAGUGAGCCCCAUGGCAGACCCCCCAGCGAGCACGACGGCGGGCCCCACGGCGAGUCCCCCGGCGGGCCCCACGGCGAGUCCCCCGGUGGGCCCCCCGGCGAGCCCCCCGGCGGGUCCCACAGCAAGCCCCACGGCGAGCCCCAUGGCGAGCCCCACGGUGGGCCCCCCGGCGAGCCCCCUGGCGGGCUCCACAGCAGACCCCCCGGCGGGCCCCCCGGCCGCCCCCCGGCGCUGUGGCGCGACGUCGGCCUCUGCCCGCUGAACGUGUUCGCGGUGCCGCUGCGGCUGCUGGGCCGGGCGGGCGAGACGCCGAGCCGCGUCCCGGCUUCGCCCGGCCCAAGGGGCCCCCGGGAGCCGCCGCCCCCCCGGAAUAAACUCCGGCCGCCGCCGCCGCCGCC